CCCUAUUUAUGGUGGAAGCGAUAUAUCACACGAUUGCAGUUAAUACAGUUCGCUAUACUCAUCGGUUGUAUCUUUUGGGGUUUAAUGCAUGGAUGGCAUAGAGAUCUCGAUGGUUAUCCAUUACCUAUGAUAUUAUUGGGUGGUUUUCAGCCCUUCGUGUUCUUCUAUAUGUUUUCAAAUUGUUCACAACAUUUACUUCAUAUACGCUUCACUCAAAUGGUUAGAGUUUGGCCGCAAGUCAUGGAACCCAAGACUACCCCCGAGUAA
Messenger RNA from Oppiella nova, 267 nucleotides. NCBI's taxonomy places the organism in Eukaryota, Metazoa, Arthropoda, Arachnida, Sarcoptiformes, Oppiidae. The record is from the annotation of a GenBank genome assembly.